AUGGGGGAACAGGUGAGGCUGCCGCCUGGAGAGCCCUGCCCGGAAGGGUGCUGUGGGAAGAUUCCCAAGUCUCGUCUGAGAAAGACUCUUCCAGAGUCUGCGGUCGGAGUGCGCCGGUGGGCAGAGGGCGUGCCGGGGGACCGGACGGGGGUCUGGGGUUGCGCCCUGCGCUGGUUCCGUGAGGGUCAGGCACUGUGGAAGGUCAGCCGCCGUGGGCCUCGGGGGAGGGCGCUGGGUCCGCCUGGACCGUCCGCAUCUCUCGUCUGUCUUCGAGAUGAAAACUUCUGCAGCUGGCUCGCCGUGCAGCCUCCAUUGGGCUGCUUAGGGCGAGAGCCCAACAGAAGAGGAGACCGGGAACCGGGCGCAGUCAUUUGCUACACGCUGUCUCUAGUCUGUGCAAACUCCGCCCAGGCCUGGUGUGAGAUCACAAAUGUGUCCCAGCUGCUGGCUUCUCCUGUCUUCUACAGGGACCUGAACGCCAGCUACAGGGACAUGAAUUCCAGCAUAAGCGACUUGAUCAUUUCUGCAAACGUAGAAAACAAAUACAGUCUGUACGUAGGCCUGGCGCUGGCAGUAAGUUCCAGUAUUUUUAUUGGCUCCAGCUUCAUACUGAAAAAGAAGGGCCUCUUGCAGCUGGCCAAGAAGGGCGUUACCAGAGCCGGACAAGGUGGACAUUCUUACCUCAAGGAAUGGCUCUGGUGGGCAGGAUUACUCUCAAUGGGAGCCGGAGAAGCGGCAAAUUUUGCAGCUUAUGCUUUUGCACCGGCCACCUUGGUCACCCCGCUGGGUGCUCUGAGUGUGCUCGUAAGUGCAAUAUUGUCUUCCUAUUUUUUAAAUGAGCAUCUGAACAUUCAUGGUAAAAUGGGCUGCAUUUUAAGUAUAUUGGGGUCAACUGUGAUGGUUAUCCAUGCCCCGCAAGAAGAGGAAGUCACUUCUUUGCAUGAAAUGGAAAUGAAAUUGAGAGACCCAGGAUUUAUUUCCUUUGCCGUGAUCAUAACAGUGAUCUCGUUGGUGCUGAUAUUGAUCGUGGCUCCCAGGAAGGGACAGACCAAUAUAUUGGUCUACAUUUCAAUCUGUUCCUUGAUUGGAGCAUUUUCAGUGUCCUCUGUCAAGGGCCUGGGAAUUGCCAUUAAGGAACUAUUGGAAUGGAAGCCAGUUUAUAGGCAUCCACUGGUCUUUGUUUUGUUGGGUGUACUUGUGCUUUCAGUGACGACACAGAUUAACUAUCUCAACAAGGCACUGGACACCUUUAACACAUCUCUCGUGACUCCCAUUUAUUAUGUGUUCUUCACAUCCAUGGUAGUAACUUGCUCCGCCAUCUUAUUCCAAGAAUGGUAUGGCAUGAAGGCUGGAGAUAUCAUCGGGACCCUGAGUGGCUUCUUCACCAUUAUCAAUGGCAUCUUUCUUCUACAUGCUUUUAAAAACACUGACAUUACCUGGAGUGACCUGACGUCCACUACACAGAAAGAGGUCCUCUCGCUGAAUGGCAGUGAAGACAAAUAUGUCUUACUGGAGCACACAGAAUAUUCAACCCCAGGAUACAAUGACGACAUUACUUUGUUUAGCAGGGUUGAUGAUCAAAAUCUCUAGAAACCCCAAACUUUAGCCAAUAUAAGACACUUGGAGAGGACAAGAAAUACCUGAUUCUUGCGAGAACUAUUAGGAAAGCAGGCAUUUUUAAAGUUCUAACUAAUAAUUUAGGUGUGAACCUCACCCCACCAAAAGAUCCUCAAUUUUAGCCAUCAAAUUUAAGAUGAAGGUUUGGAGCCUCCUCCAGAAGACUUCCAGUGGUUUUUGUUUCUACAAACUUGAAAUAUUCCCUGAGCACAAAAGAAGUUCAAGAGUUACAUGAGCCUCUGAGUUGCUCUUCUGGUCACAGUAUAUUUGGCUCUGCCAGGUGGCUCUUCGUUUCUUUGGCUGCUAUUCUUAGUAAUUCGUAGAUAAACUUAGCUAUGUGCUGAUAAGCAGAGUAGCAAUCAUCAUUCUCUGAUGAGUCAUUGUUUCAAAUUCUUAAAACUGAGAAGUGAGAUCACUGAUAUUCUCCCCGCCCCUUCCAUAACUUCUUUCUUUCUAAACUAGAGUGGUGUGCUGAAGCAAAAAUAGGCCUGCUUUGGAAAUCUGCUCCUUGGUGGGUUAGAAGGCACAAGACACACAGCCCAUGAAGGGCUUAUGAAUUGUAACUCAUUGGCAGAUCAUGAAAACUUACUACAAAUUCAAAAGGGGAAAAUGGAGGAAGGAGAGAAAUACUUACG
Molecule: messenger RNA, 2252 nt
Organism: Hyaena hyaena (striped hyena)
Lineage: Eukaryota; Metazoa; Chordata; Mammalia; Carnivora; Hyaenidae
Gene: NIPAL1
Product: NIPA like domain containing 1
Exons: 7
Coding region: 1-1590 (529 amino acids)
Biological process (GO): magnesium ion transport
Cellular component (GO): membrane
Molecular function (GO): magnesium ion transmembrane transporter activity
Source: RefSeq, a predicted model, not a curated record